This is a messenger RNA of Penicillium manginii, 1623 nucleotides long. Its product is annotated as putative metaphase-anaphase transition protein (Mlo2). Bases 1 to 1623 code for a protein of 540 amino acids. The record is from RefSeq and is a predicted model, not a curated record. Gene Ontology annotation, molecular function: ubiquitin protein ligase activity; zinc ion binding. The transcript has 5 exons. Gene Ontology annotation, cellular component: cytoplasm. Lineage: Eukaryota; Fungi; Ascomycota; Eurotiomycetes; Eurotiales; Aspergillaceae.
AUGGACUCCGCACACCCAGCCACCAACCAGCUGAAGACAGCCGAAAGCCGGCGCGAAAGCUUCGGCUCGCAAACCUCGCAGACAGCCAGAGAGUUCAUUGAUUCUCAAAUUCAGCUCGAAGCUGACGCCCGAGAAAUUCUGCCCUAUUCCUUCGACUCAUGUACCCAUGACCUCGGACCAUUGCGCCAGAGCCUCUUCGCUUGUCUGACCUGUAACCCCGUUCCCGACAACUCCGAUGACCCGUAUACUCCCGCCGCGGUCUGUUAUUCGUGCUCUAUCGCCUGCCACGGCGAACAUACUCUCGUCGAACUUUUCAAUAAGCGCGGCUUCGUUUGCGAUUGCGGUACGACUCGCAUGCCGACUACAUCUCCCUGCACACUGCGCGAAGACCCGAAGACCGGUCGUAAAGGCGUUCACUCCCAAGAAGCCUCCCCGAACAACAAAUACAACCAUAAUUUCCGAAACCGAUUCUGUGGCUGUGGAGAGAAAUAUGAUCCUCACCAGGAAAAAGGGACUAUGUUCCAAUGUUUGGGUCUUGGGACGGUUGAGACUGGGGGUUGUGGCGAGGACUGGUGGCACCCCGAGUGUCUGAUCGGACUGCCGAGAGAUUGGCACAAGGCCAACGGAGUCAACGGAGUUGCAAAGACAGAGCCGAUUGAAGGAGGCGAUGCUACUACCGAUGAAAGAGCGCUCGAAGAAGAAGACGAAACACCCCUCCCGCCCGGAUUCCCCGCCGAAGACGAUUUUUGGCAACUUAUUUGCUUCAAGUGUCUCGAUUCGGCCCCGUGGCUGAAGAAGUAUGCCGGAACACCGGGUUUCCUUCCACCUGUUUUUCAGAAUGGUGGUUUAGAGAAGAAAUCGGCCGCUGUAGAUGAGACUAAAGACCCUAAGAUUGAGGAGCAGAGUGAACCACCAUCCGAACAAAAAGAGCAAAUCGAUAACCCGAAGAAGCGCAAGGCAGAAGAUGACAUUGACAUCCAAGAAGAGCCAACAGCAAAGAAAGCCAAAGAGGAAAAGCGAGAGAUGAAGAUGAAGAUACAACCCACCAACCUCUCGCCUCAGAUAUCAAAAUCAAACAACCACACCUCACCACAAUCGAAGAAGAACCCACUUCACCCCCAAAACCAAAGCACACCUCCCUCCCCCCCCUCAGCACCAACAACCUCCUUCUCCCUCUUCCUCCAACAAGAUUUCCACGACCACAUCUGCCGCUGCGCAGAAUGUUACCCCCACCUCGCGCCCUACCCCCAACUCCGCGAAGAAGAAGACACAUACGAACCCCCGCUCUCGGACGACGGCGAAGCCAACGCAGCAGCAAGCACCGGCACGGGCAGUCUUCUCGAACGCGGCGAAGCAGCGCUCAGCAACGUCGACCGCGUGCGCGCUAUCGAGGGUGCGAUGAUCUACAACCACCUCCGUGACAAGGUGAAGGAUUUCCUGAAGCCGUUUGCCGAGAGCGGCCAGGCUGUUAGUGCGGAGGAUAUCAAGGGGUAUUUUGAGAAACUGCGUGGUGAUGAACAGGGGAUUCAGGAUGCUGCGGGUCAGGCGGAAGCUAUGGGUGGUAAUGCCGGUGGGGAAGGGGAUGAUGCUGGUGAUAGUCGGCGUGAGCAGAAUGGGUAUUGA